UAAUGUACUACAAUGCGUGCACCUGCAACACACUGAGCUAAUAUUUAGAGGUAAAGCUCCAAAUCUGUCCUUUGCACUGUAAUAGAGUAUUCAUAGUAAGUGGGCCUCAUAAAACACUUGAUGGUUGGAAAUCACUAGUCUAGAAGGGUAUGCAAGAUUCAACGUUAAGUCUCUCAAAUCGCCCAAGUUUACCUCAAAGACAUUUUUACAACACCUCUGGAGAACUCUUUUGAACUUGCUCUCAUUGAAUACCCAAUCCUGGCCUAAAGUACAGUGUAAUGAUGCUUAUAUAUCGCUCCACUGGCUCUGCAAGCCCACUUGAGCCAGUUUUGUACAACACUUCAGCUCCUGGGUGGGAGCCGCCGCCGCAGCAGCGUCAGGCAGCCCUUCAGCACCACUCAGCUCCACGGCACCCGGCUGAAGGGUUUCCGUCAGGGAGACAUGGGAAGUACUCCAGAGAUUUUGCAAGUGGGGAAACCAGCUGAGCUCAGCCCCGUGGUCUCCAGCCAAGUGGGAGCAGGAGGUUAAGGGCCUGCAAUUAAGACGGAGAGAUCUUCAUUUAGAGCUCGAGGGUGGCAAAAUGGCAGCUGCUCCUACAGGCCCUGCUGUGCUCUCACUGUGAGGGGACGGGCUCUUUGCUGAGCACUGGGCACCCCAUGCACAGACGGGCAAAGCUCUGCUGGUGCACCCACUUCAGGGCUUUGUGCCUCCUGAAGAAUUAGAGGUUCGCUCAGCACCGUGCGAGGCCUUAGGGCUGCGGUGAAACCACGGACGGCAGCACAGAAGAGCGUGGUGGGGCCGGGCAAAGCCGAGCGAAGGAGCGCAGCGGUGGCAGUGGCCCGAGUGCGGGCGGGGGCUCCUGUCCCCCAGAGCGGUGCCUGUCUCCUCAGGAGGGUGAACAACACGGGCCCUGCUCGCAGAGUGUGUGAGGGCGGAGGAGGAGGAGGAGGGAGCCCGGCAGGCCCCUGCCCAUGGCAGCGCUGGCCGGGGCAGUGGUGCUGCCGGGGCAGGGACAGGCCGUGGUGCACAGCGUGUCCCAGGGCAUGGCUCUCACCCUGCGGGAAGGGAUCUGCGUGUUCUAUGACCUAGAGCUGGCACAGAUUCAUGUUCUGCAAGAGGAAGGGCAAGAAAAGAGUUCAGAAAGCAAGGCAACUGAGAAACCAGUAGACAGGCUCCGGAUGGAGAUUGACAGAGAUAAUGAUGCCAUUGCGUUUGAAAAUAACAUCCAGCAGCUGAGCCCAUCUGAAGAGGGGGAAGGAAAGAAACUUUUUUCCACAGUUGGGGAAAAAAAGAGCCAAAGCUGCAAAGCCAGUGAAAAUUUGUCAGAGUUGUGUAAUGAAAGUAAAGAGCAGGAAUAUGCAACUGCAUCAGAACAAACAGUUGUAAAAAAUUCCAAGAAUCUAAAAUUUCAGGCUUGUGCACCACGUCAGAAAAAAGGAGAAAAAGAAGGUUUCAGCUGUUGUUUCUGUUCAUUCACCUCAGCCAGAUUGUCAAAUCUGAAGCGUCACUUGAGAACCCAUUCUGAUGAGAAACGUUACUUGUGUCACCUCUGCCCGAAGGCUUUUCGUACAGCAACGCUCCUGCACAACCAUGUGAACACACAUACAGGGACCAAACCCUAUAAGUGCAGUGACUGUGAUACAGCAUUUGUGACCAGGGGUGAGCUUUCACGACACAGGCGGUACAAACACACCUUAGAAAAACCUUUCAAGUGCACGAUAUGUGAAUACUCCAGUGUAGAAGCCAGCAAAAUGAGACGACACAUUCGUUCCCACACAGGAGAGCGUCCCUAUCCCUGUGACCUUUGCAGUUAUGCCAGCAAAGAUGCCUAUAAACUGAAAAGGCACAUGUUAACUCAUACAGGAGAAAAACGCUAUGAAUGUUGUGUUUGCCGGGCCAGAUUCACUCAAAGCGGUACCAUGAAAAUCCAUAUGUUACAGAAGCACGGAGAAAACGUCCCAAAACACCAGUGUCCACACUGCAGUACCCUUAUUUCCCGAAAAAGCGAUUUGGGUGUCCACUUGCGAAAUCUUCACUCCUACAUGGAGGAGGCCAUUAAGUGCAGUGCCUGUGAGGCAGUUUUUCACGAACGCUACGCUUUUCUUCAGCACAAGAAGACUCACAGAGGAGGAAAAGGAUUCAAAUGUGCUCAGUGCAGCUACACGUGUAAUCAGAAAAAUAUGCGUAAGCAUGCUGAAAAUUGUGGAUUGGGGAGGACAGAAACUGCUGCACCCAGAAAAAGAAGCAAGGAGAAAAAUAAAAUCCAGGAGAACCCCAAGCGUGUUAAGUCAGAAGUUGCCCUGAAAUCAUUCCAAGAUGAAAAAUGAACAUUGUGCCAGUGAGAUUGUUCCUGUUUUAGAUGGGAUAGAAACAGCAGCUCUGAGAGAAGACAAAACAGAAGCAAUUUGUGAAAUGGAUUCUCAACAUGAUGGACAAAUAACUCACAAACAGACUGAUCUUGCUUGUUCUCAGUGGUUGUAACUGACCAUUUCAAAGUGUGGAACUACCUCCAGUUAGAAAGUUGGAAAAGGUGCUGGUUGAAAGCUGUUGAAGCCUCUCUGUGCUCAUAUUUCUUCUUGCUGCAAUUUCUGCUGUGUAGCCUAAAUACCACUGCCAAAGUGUGAAAAUUAUAGGGAACCUUUGCCUGUUUUAUUGCAUAAAUGUGAUAACAGAAUGAGAAAAAAAUAGCUAUUUUCGGAGUAAUUUAUUAAAAAAUGGAUAGGUUUGUUUCACCUUGCAUUUCAUUUUUCUUCAGCCUUACUCACAGAAUUACAGAUUGAUCUGAGGCAAAGUUCUGCCUCAGUAGCUCUAUAUCACUGAGAGCUGCACGAACUUCAGAUGGUUUAUGCUUUGCUGGGGUGAGCACAUGAAAGGCAGUGAUUUUUUAAUGCAAGGAACAUUUACUGAACCUCCUUUCUGCAGACACUUUAUCUUCUAAUAGAAUUCAUGAUGCUAAAACACAAUUUUGUGAAAAAGCAUUUCUGUGAAAAAUACAUGGACAGGAAUUACCAUUUAGGUGACAGAAACCUCGUUCAGUUUUGUAGUGUUUUGGCAAACACUGAGAAGUCAGAGUGCUUGAAUUCAUCAAAAUUUGUCACUGGCUUUGUUUUUCCAUUACAGUUAUUUGAGUUAUAACGGUACAUAUUUAUUGGUUUGUUUCUGUUUUCACAGUGGUAAAGUUUUAGUAAGCUCAUUUGUUCUUAGCAGGACUUAAGAAUACUUUUGUCCAUGAUAAUUGAUUAAAUAAUAUUGUUCACUUUAUUCUUGUUGUGCUGUUUCCAUUGAUGUUAUAAAAUCUAAGCAGCAGAGUUGUUUAAAUUACUUGAUGAAUUUUAUGAAUAUAUAUUAUUCAUUUAAUAGUUGUUAAUAACAAAGCUGGCACAUUCUGUAGCGACAUAUAAGAAUCAGACUACAUGAAGUGGAAUAUGAAUGUAGUAAUAAAAGAUAUAUUUAUAUCUGAACUUGCAAAA
Molecule: messenger RNA, 3470 nt
Organism: Pipra filicauda (Wire-tailed manakin)
Lineage: Eukaryota; Metazoa; Chordata; Aves; Passeriformes; Pipridae
Gene: CTCFL
Product: CCCTC-binding factor like
Exons: 10
Coding region: 972-2327 (451 amino acids)
Biological process (GO): regulation of transcription by RNA polymerase II
Cellular component (GO): nucleus
Molecular function (GO): RNA polymerase II cis-regulatory region sequence-specific DNA binding; DNA-binding transcription factor activity, RNA polymerase II-specific
Source: RefSeq, a predicted model, not a curated record